This is a messenger RNA of Lotus japonicus, 1785 nucleotides long. RefSeq names its product serine hydroxymethyltransferase 4-like. Gene Ontology annotation, biological process: L-serine catabolic process; tetrahydrofolate interconversion; folic acid metabolic process. The record is from RefSeq and is a predicted model, not a curated record. Gene Ontology annotation, molecular function: zinc ion binding; cobalt ion binding; pyridoxal phosphate binding. Lineage: Eukaryota; Viridiplantae; Streptophyta; Magnoliopsida; Fabales; Fabaceae. The transcript is spliced from 4 exons. Gene Ontology annotation, cellular component: cytoplasm. Bases 153 to 1568 code for a protein of 471 amino acids.
UAAGCACAGGCCACAACGGUCCAUUCACACUCGAACCUCCUUCUUUUUAAACACACACACGUUCAUUCCAUUUCCACCGCAACACCCUCUUCUUCCUCUUGCAUUCUCAUUCUCUUCUUCUUCUUCUUCCUUCAGAUUCAUUCUCAUUUCCAAUGGAUCCAGUGAAAGUAUGGGGUAACACACCCCUAAUCGAGGUCGACGGCGAGAUCCACGACCUCAUCGAGAAGGAGAAGCGCCGCCAGUGCCGCGGCAUCGAGCUAAUCGCAUCGGAGAAUUUCACCUCCUUCGCCGUCAUCGAAGCUCUCGGCUCCGCCCUCACCAACAAAUACUCCGAGGGCAUGCCCGGUAACCGCUACUACGGCGGCAACGAGUUCAUCGACCAGAUCGAGAAUCUCUGCCGCUCUCGCGCGCUUCAAGCCUUCCAUCUCGACGCUGCAAAAUGGGGCGUUAACGUCCAGCCCUACUCCGGCUCACCGGCCAACUUCGCCGCAUACACCGCCGUGCUCAACCCUCACGACCGCAUCAUGGGGUUGGAUCUCCCCUCCGGUGGACAUCUCACCCAUGGGUACUAUACCUCCGGCGGGAAGAAGAUCUCUGCGACUUCGAUUUACUUUGAGAGUCUUCCGUAUAAGGUGAACUCCACCACCGGGUACAUUGAUUACGAUCGGUUGGAGGAGAAGGCGUUGGAUUUCAGGCCUAAGUUGAUUAUCUGCGGUGGCAGUGCUUACCCUAGGGAUUGGGAUUACAGACGCUUCAGGGAGGUUGCUGACAAGUGUGGCGCGCUUUUGCUCUGUGAUAUGGCGCACAUUAGUGGCCUUGUUGCUGCUCAGGAAGUUAAUGAUCCCUUUGAGUACUGUGACAUAGUCACAACAACCACCCACAAAAGCUUGAGGGGACCUAGGGCUGGUAUGAUCUUCUACCGGAAGGGACCUAAACCAGCCAAGAAGGGCCAGCCCGAGGGUGCAGUUUACGAGUUUGAGGACAAAAUCAACUUUGCAGUCUUCCCCUCCCUUCAGGGUGGUCCUCACAAUCACCAGAUUGGUGCCCUUGCUGUCGCUUUGAAACAGUCCAUGACACCUGGGUUCAAGGCAUAUGCCAAGCAAGUUAAGGCCAAUGCAGUUGCCAUUGGAAAUUACUUGAUGAGCAAAGGAUACAGUCUUGUCACCAGUGGAACUGAGAACCACCUUGUCUUGUGGGAUCUCCGGCCUCUUGGAUUGACCGGCAAUAAGGUGGAGAAACUUUGUGACCUCUGUAGCAUUACAGUGAACAAAAAUGCUGUUUUUGGUGAUAGCAGUGCCUUGGCUCCUGGAGGAGUUCGAGUUGGUGCUCCAGCCAUGACCUCUAGAGGCUUGGUUGAGAAGGACUUUGAGCAGAUUGGAGAGUUCCUCCACCGUGCUGUGACUCUCACACUCGACAUCCAGAAGGAGUAUGGCAAACUUCUGAAGGAUUUUAACAAGGGCUUGGUGAACAACAAGGCUCUUGAAGAUCUCAAGGCUGAUGUUGAGAAGUUCUCUUCCUCAUUUGACAUGCCUGGAUUCCUGAUGUCUGAGAUGAAGUACCAGGAUUAGAUUAAAUCAUAUAACUUUGCACUCGAAGUUCUGAGACAAGGAUGGAGAUAAAGAAAAAGAGUGUCUUCCUUUGUUUGGGUGUGAUAGGUUUAUGGUAUUUCAAUUCAAAAAUUUGAAGUUUUUAAUACCUUUUUUUCCUGUUUCUGUUAGCCUGAUAUGAUAUUCUUGUUAUCCAACAAUUGAAAUAAUACACGUAUUAUUUUUCUUUUCCUCAUAA